Messenger RNA from Aegilops tauschii subsp. strangulata, 1770 nucleotides. RefSeq names its product cytochrome P450 89A2. Gene Ontology annotation, cellular component: membrane. Gene Ontology annotation, molecular function: iron ion binding; heme binding; oxidoreductase activity, acting on paired donors, with incorporation or reduction of molecular oxygen, NAD(P)H as one donor, and incorporation of one atom of oxygen. Lineage: Eukaryota; Viridiplantae; Streptophyta; Magnoliopsida; Poales; Poaceae. The record is from RefSeq and is a predicted model, not a curated record.
CACACCGUCCUCAUCUCAGUCCUCCGCAUCCAUUCCAGCAGCAGCAGAGAGCGGAAGAGCACCACACGCUCGCCAUGGACACGUGGCACAUCUUCCUCGGUUCGAUCCUCUUCGCCAUCCCGCUGAUCCUACUCCUCCGCGGCCGCAAGGGCGGCCGGCUCCGCGUCCCGCCGGGCCCGCCGUCCUUGCCGGUGCUCGGCAGCGUGGUGUGGCUGAACAACUCGCUCGCCGACGUGGAGCCCCUGCUCCGGCGCCUCUUCUCGCGCUACGGCCCCAUCGUGUCCCUGCGCGUGGGGUCCCGCCUCUCCAUCUUCGUCGCCGACCGCCGCCUCGCCCACGCGGCGCUCGUCGAGCGCGGCGCCACGCUCGCGGACCGCCCCGCCCUCCCUUCGCUCAAGCUGCUGGGCGAGAACAACAACACCAUCACGCGCGCCAGCUACGGGCCCGUCUGGCGCCUCCUGCGCCGCAACCUCGUCUCCGAGACGCUGCACCCGUCCCGCGUCCGACUCUUCGCGCCCGCGCGCUCCUGGGUGCGCCGCGUGCUCGCCGAGAAGCUGCGUGAUGAGUCGUCGUCCGGCGGCGCGGCCGUCGUGGAGACGUUCCAGUACGCCAUGUUCUGCCUCCUCGUGCUCAUGUGCUUCGGUGAGCGGCUCGACGAGGCCACGGUCCGCGCGAUCGCUGCCGCCCAGCGCGAACUGCUCAUCUACAGGUCGAGGAAGAUGCCCAUCUUCUCCUUCCUGCCGUCGGUGACCAAGCAUCUCUACCGCGACCGCCUCCAGACCGUGCACGCCAUGCAGCGGCGGAAGAAGGACCUGUUCGUGCCGCUGAUCAACGCUCGGCGGGAGUACAGGAAAAGCGGCGGCGAGCCCAAGAAAGAGAGCACGUUCGAGCACUCCUACGUCGACGCCCUGCUCGACAUAAAGCUCCCCGAGGAGGGAAACCGCCCGCUGACCGACGACGAGAUGAUCAACCUCUGUUCCGAGUUCCUGGACGCCGGGACCGACACCACCUCCACCGGGUUGCAGUGGAUCAUGGCCGAGCUGGUCAAGAACCCGGCCAUCCAGGAGAAGCUCUACAAAGAGAUCAGUGCCACGAAGGGGGACGACCAGGACGAGGUCUCGGAGGAGGACGUCCACAAGAUGCCGUACCUCAAGGCGGUGGUCCUCGAGGGCCUCCGGAAGCACCCACCGGCGCACUUCGUGCUACCGCACAAGGCGGCGGAAGACAUGGAAAUCGGCGGGUACCUGAUUCCCAAGGGGGCGACGGUGAACUUCAUGGUGGCCGAGAUGAGCAGGGACGAGCGGGAGUGGGAGAAGCCAACGGAGUUCGUGCCGGAGCGGUUCCUGCCAGGCGGCGCGGGCGAAGCUGUGGACGUGACCGGCAACCGGGAGAUCAAGAUGAUGCCGUUCGGCGUGGGCCGGAGGAUCUGCGCCGGGCUGGGCAUCGCCAUGCUCCACCUGGAGUACUUCGUGGCCAACAUGGUGAGGGAGUUCGAGUGGGAGGAGGUCGCCGGCGAGGAGGUGGACUUCGCCGAGAAGAACGAGUUCACCGUCGUCAUGAAGAAGCCGCUGCGCCCACGCCUCGUGCCCCGAAGGGCCUGAGACAAAGUCCAUCUCCAUCAGCCAGUAGUCAAAUCCGACCAAUAGUCCACUCCUAUCGCUUCGGUCGUUCUUGUUUAGUUACUCCAUGUUGAUAAUGGUUAAUUCGUUGCUGUACGAUGGAAUAUUACUAGUGCCGCUUUCGAGAAAUUGAGGUGUUUACCACUGUCUA